Messenger RNA from Oikopleura dioica, 483 nucleotides. The record is from the annotation of a GenBank genome assembly. Lineage: Eukaryota; Metazoa; Chordata; Appendicularia; Copelata; Oikopleuridae.
AUGUCGAUCGCAGCUGGAGCUUCGCUUGAUAUUUAUCAUUCGAUGAGUAAUAAACAGCUCGUUUCCAGUGCGAUGGCGACGCUUCAAGAAAUCUUCAAAGAAAACACGAGCCCAGAGCCCCUGAGCUUCCACAUUACACACUGGGGAAAAGAAGAAUACUCCCAUAUGAGUUAUUCGUUUAUCAAACUCGGUUCAACCGGAAAAGACUACGACAAAUUGGCGGAACCAGCUUCCGAUCGAUUAUUUUUCGCUGGAGAAGCCACCAAUCGGAGUGACAGUCCCUACUUAUCCGGAGUUCGCGAAACAGCGAGAAUUUUCAAGCUAGAACACAAGAAACUCAACCCUGAUUCGAAAUUCUACGGCGACUCGAUUUUCGAACAAACUUCUCUUCAUCCCGAGAAGCGAAAGAGCGAGUCAAUCAACCAAAAACCGCCUUCAAAGAAGAUUGAACGACGAAAAUCCGAGCCAAUUCCGACCAUGUAA